This is a messenger RNA of Epinephelus fuscoguttatus (brown-marbled grouper), 7542 nucleotides long. RefSeq lists its product as uncharacterized. The coding region runs from base 378 to 2384 and encodes 668 amino acids. Gene Ontology annotation, cellular component: nucleoplasm; cytosol. The transcript is spliced from 15 exons. The record is from RefSeq and is a predicted model, not a curated record. Lineage: Eukaryota; Metazoa; Chordata; Actinopteri; Perciformes; Serranidae. Gene Ontology annotation, molecular function: protein binding; cytoskeletal adaptor activity. Gene Ontology annotation, biological process: actin filament bundle assembly; positive regulation of actin filament polymerization; plasma membrane organization.
GACCCCGAUUCCUGGGAGUAGAGAGAGGCAGAGGACAGGGGGAAAGUGUGUGUGUCGGUGUGUGUGUGUGUGUGUGUGAGGCAGAGAGGGGGGAGAGGGCCAUGUGAAAAAGGGGUGGAGGGGAGCUGAGAUUUAGUGCUCUGCUGGAUGAAACAACCCCCCACUAACUAACGGAGAGGGAAAGUAGCCUAAUGGGAAGAAAAGAGGGGGUGUUGUACUGUUCAUUUAACACUCAAAGACGCGCAGGAAGCUUUUAUCGUUUCCCACAAUGAGAUCAGAAAAGGGGAUUGCUGUCUGCUGUAAAGCCUAGGGCCCUGAACAACAGAAAUAAUCAAUACAGACGUACAUAGCGGCAGCAAAUAACCAAGAGAGCAAGAAUGUCUCGAACAGAAGAGGUCAACAAGAUGACAGAAAAUGUCUACAAGGGGAUUCUGGACCAGUUCAACCCCAGUCUGAAGAACUUUGUGACCAUGGGGAAACACUAUGAGAAAGCCCUGACAGGAGUAACCGUGGCUGCCAAAGGGUACUUUGAUGCUCUGGUGAAGCUUGGAGAGCUGGCGAGUGACAGCCAAGGCUCCAAAGAGCUGGGAGACACACUGUUUCAGAUGGCCGAGGUCCACAGACAGAUUCAGGUGCAGCUGGAAGACGUGUUAAAGCUGUUUCACUCUGAGCUGCUCGCCCAGUUGGAGCAGAAGCUGGAACUGGAUAUUAAAUACCUCACAGCCACCCUGAAGAAGUAUCAGAGUGAGCGGAGGUCUAAAUCUGAGUCUAUUGAGCGCUGCCAGUCCCAGCUGAAGAAACUGCGCAGGAAGAGCCAGGGCAGUCGUCACCCGAACAAAUAUGGAGACAGAGAGAUGCAGUUUGUGGAGUUGAUGAGUCGUCGCCAAGGAGAACUUGACACGCUGGUUGCCGCAGGUUACAAGUCUGCGCUCACAGAGGAAAGGAGGCGAUAUUGCUUCCUGGUGGACAGACAGUGUUGUGUCACCAAGCUGCUCAUCAACUACCACUCCAAGGUGAGAGAGCUUCUGUCACAGAAACUGUCAUCUUGGCAGCAGUCAUGUUCUCAGCCCACAAAACUUCCAGAGCGCGCUCUGAAUCUGCUGCGUCACACUGCGCCUCAAGGCUCAGGGGCUGCUGGGAUAGCCGAGGUCCUCCGCCACACCAAGAUAGGCUCUGCUCAGCCAGAACAGAGACUCUCAGUGCAAGAAGUCCCUCCUCUGUUGAAUGGAGACUCCAGUCGCUCCCAGCAGCAGCGCUCGCUCCCUUCCUCCUCCUCCCAGAGUGAAACCUGUCCUCCUCAGGGCUCCCCCCACACUUUCCGCUCCCUCUCUAGUGGAGGAGCUGCUGGAGGUUCCUCACGAGGAGUGUCUCCUCAGCACACCAGCACGCCCCUCAGUGCAUCAGCCAGCCCCCUCCCUGACAGCAGCGCCAGCAGCAGCGCCAGCCCCGCUACAUCCACCCCCACCACGUCCAGCGGCUCGGCCCAGCAAACCGCUCUCCUCUUGGCUGCCAACACAUCCAACCUCUCCCCGAGUCUCAUCCCCUCCACGGUGAUGUCGGUCAGCCAGGUCUCCCCACCUGGCAGCACCUUGCAUGGCAUGACCCUCCCCAUCCCCCACAGUGCUCCUCACAGUCCUCCACUGCCCCACAGUGCUCCUCUCUCCAGGGCCAUGACUCCUGUGCAGCUACUGCACCAACAGGUGGGACCAGGAGGAAGCAAUACUUCAUCACCGUCACAUAACCCCUGGCUGCUGAAGACCGCUGACAUGUGUACAACUGCAACGCUUCCACUGCCGCGGAGACCUGUCAGUGAAAUGAGGCUGGGCGGCUUUCAGGGCUCCAGUCUCCCCAGGAUGCUGCCUUUAUCUGGACCUACCCGGGUGGAAGCCAUGUUUGCUCACUCUCCUGGAGCAUCCGAGGGCAGCGGUGUAGGGAGUGGGGCUUGCUUACUGCACUUCCAACCUGGUGACAGCAUCACCCUGCUCAUCUCCGAGCCCAGAGAUGGGUGGCACUACGGUCAGAAUGAACGAACUGGACGGAAAGGCUGGUUCCCUUUCUCCUACACUCAGUCCACACACAGUAAGAUGGAUCACCUCGAGAGCUCGCUCUUCUUAUCUAAGGCGAACAGCACCAGUACAGGCCAGCUCGACAAGCUGGUGUCUCCAGGUCUCCCAGUGCUCACCCCCGAGUCAGAGGAGGAGCGCUCCCUUCCUCCCCAGAGGGUCAGCACCUUCCGCCCGCGCCCAUACAGCAUGGCCGACAGCAACAAGAUCACCUCGGAGUUGGUCUCUCCUCCACCCUCUCCAACCAGGACUAAUCCAUUUGCCCACAUUCGACUCAGAAAAACUGUCACCAACGAUCGCUCCGCUCCCAUCAUUGAGUAAGAGUUUCAUUCCCACAGCAGCAGCAGCAGUCCUGUUCUCUGUGGUUUGUCAGUCCAUCAGACCUCAGGUUGAAUCCUGGAAACAGCUCAUUGGUUCACAGUUGAUUCUUUACUUUGGAUGUUCGCAAAUUAAUCAAAUACAGAUUGUGUUUUGUGUGCAGGUGUAGAACUUUUUAAAUCAAAGUGUAAAAGGUUCAUGCGUAAAGGCUGAGUUGUUUUAAAUAUGAUUACAGUCCAGACAGUUUUGAGAUAGUUAGGUAGGGAAAAAAGUAGAAACAAGACAAGAUGCUAUAAUAUCUGAAAAUUCUGAGUGAAACGAGACAUUGAAAUAAAUUCUAGGCUAGUUAUAAUAAAACAGAAGUAAGAGGUUUGGCUGUACUUAGCUUAGUGUUUGAAACGGACAUAAUGUGUCGUCCAGAGUAACUAACAUUUGCAGGUUUUCCUGGCCUAUGAAAGAUGCCUCUUAUAUCUCUUACUGUUUUACAGUGCAAUUUAUAUUCCUCAACAUAACCUUUAAUGUAGGGGUUUUUUUUGUGCCAUAUUCAGAAAAGUUUUCUUUGUCGGGCUGAUCUAGGGACUGGCUCCUAAUAACAGGUUGUGAACUUUCACUGUAAUGAAGUGUUACGGAAAGAGGACAGGCUCCUACUCUAAAAGUGCUAUUACCAUAUUAUAUUUUUUAGGAAAGCUGCCAGAUUGUUUCUUGGUUUCAGUGAAGGUGAACUUUUAAAUUUAUUCAAAGUGUCUUGUCUAUUUUGAAAGGUGGUUGUUUGGUGGAGGAAGACUUGGUGUAUUUUAAUGAAAUUGGCACAGUAACUUAUUUUUGUGUCAUUUUCACCUUAAAUUUACUGAACAUGGGAAAUGCUGUUCGAGUGUUAAAGUCCCUGUCAGUUAUAUCUCAUGUUUGUACCAGUUAACACUUCACACUGCUGCUGUAAAGUUACAUAUUAACAUGUUAUGAAUGUCGAUUUUUGGAUUAAGUUAACUCUUUACCUGGACUCAACAUGUAUCGUGAAACAAAUUCUAUAUUAAGGAUCACGUGUGUAGGAUUUAGUGGAAACUUCUCCUGUGUGCUGAGUGUGUAGGAGAACUACAGUGGAUGACGUGGAAACGUGAAUAGGCCCAUCUAGAGUCAGAAGCUCUUUUUACAUAGAGAUUGCACUACAGUGGUGCGGAAAUGAGCCCUAAAACCCAGAACUGAAAUCGCAUUGUAGCACCUCUGGUUCCCUCGUCUCAAAGUCAGUGGGUUCUUGGAUGGGUUUUUGGUUAGAUGCCUGAAAUAAGGUCUGUGGUUAAAGCUUAAGAGACUUACUUGAUUUGUUCUACAACAUAAAAUACGUUAGUAAAUGCUCCACUCAUGCAUUUCAAUGCUAUUAUGCGUCUUUAAAAAAGCUUACAAGUGGCUAAUGAGACUACAGAACGUCAUCACGCCAAACACGGCUUUACAGCCUAAUUGUGGGGGUGACGAUGAAGUCAUGCAAUAGUUGUGUAGUUUGUCAGCCUAAUGUUAGCUACUUACCUCUGGUGAUAGCAUUUAGCACUAAAAAUAAAAGUGGUGUUCAUUUAUGAAGGUUGAAGUUGUGUGAGAAUCAUAAACUUGUGUUUCCCACAAAAACGUCAAAAACGUCAUCCCCACAGCACUCUAUAGACCUUAUUCUCGACCGCCUUUGCUUAUUUACACAGAACCAAAUAACUUCGGCAUCAUGAUGCCCCAGUGUGUGAUUCUAGACAGCAUGUAGGCAUCCUGGAGGCAAACAAGGUGUGACAGGCAUGACGUGUAACAUGACAGCGUCAGCUUCUAGUGUGACAUAACAUAUGUACUGGCAGGGCUUUACAAACAACGACAAUAGCAUAACAUGUUACUGUCCCGCUAUAUGGCGGCUGAUCUCAUCCUCUGCUCAGAGGGUUAGAAGCUUUCGGACCUUAAUGUUUCCCCAAUUUGUUGUUGUUCUUCUUUGAGUUAGCUGCUAAUUGCUGCUAGAUGCUGUUUAAGUAACCAGGUGGUGGGUUGUACAUAUAAAAAGUUGUCAAAAUGUCACAUCCAUCCCAUCCAUGGUCCUGUCCUGCCAGCUGUCUCUUUCACAUAAACGAUUUGACUUGAUUCAGCACUGUUAUUACUUCGGCUAACAGCUUAAAGGUGAGAAAACCCCUCCCCCCAUUCUGCAAUCGUGCAUUCUAUGGAGAACAGUGAGGCUAAAUAACGGUGUAAUGUUCCUGCCUUGGCUAGGCUGUGUAAAAAGGGGCAAGAAACAAUAAAGACAACAGGCUCUAUAUGUACAGAAGAUAAAAAGGGCUCAUUCUAAGAAAACAAAAAAUUCUUAGUUUCGGGUGAUUAUAAACCAAUAAAAUCAGAGUUAUGAAUAUUAUGUACCAUUUCUGCCAAAAGAGGCCUCUAAAUCCUACACACUGAACCUUUAAAUUUGAUUAUUCAAAUAACCGAUCAAUUAAGUGCUUAUUUAACACAGAGUAAUUCCUCCGAAACACAGAAACAGAAAAGCGUACGAGCUCCACAGACACAAAGUGUGACAGUUAAUAGUUGAACGUUUGGACGAUGUUUUUACAGAAAGUGUUUAUUUUAGAAAGUAGCAUGUCGUGGAGGGUUCAAAGUGGUAAGAAUUGGGUGCUUAGUCUUUGGAUUUGAUGUCUUCUUGAUUCCUUUUCAGUCCCACAUCUAAAGCUAGACAACAUCUAGGCUAGUCGAUCGUAGCUGUACGUUUACCAAUCCGACUGAGCUGAAUCCUUAAGAGAUGUGAAAGCCGAGACAGACGAUACGAUCGAGUUUAAACGGGGAAAUGUAUCUAUGAAAGUGAUGAAGAAAGCAUAUGGGAAGUUGACCAGCGUCUUAGCAAGUGUUUAUGGUAAACUAGAGAUAUCCAAAGUAAUAUUCUGUAGUCGCCUCUAGAAAACUGUGGUUUAAAGGUGAAACUUUUUGCGAACUGAGAUGGUUUGUGUUCCUGUUGUAACUGCCUUGAGUUCCUGUAAUCUAUUAGCACCUUGAAGAUUCAAGAUAUCGGCCUCAAGGGUUGUAGUAAAUCAUUCCUAACAGCAUUAUAUAUGACUUUAAAUAGUAUGGCAUCAUUAAUAAAGGUGACAGUAAUGUGAUAGAGCUAAUGCUUAUUCAUGCUUGUAAAUAGUGCUUAAAACGUGUGAUUGUAUGACUUUUAUUUGACUUCUUUUUGUUAUGAUAUUUCACUUUGGGGGAAUGUUUUGACUUUGUAGAGGCUGCGGAAACAUAAACCUCCCUGAGCAUGUCAUUCGUCAUAUUCAAAGUUUUCUCACUGACUCUCAAUAACACAGUAAUAAUACAGAAUGACAUAUUAAUCUGAAUGUUUUUAACUGAGAAUACUGAUAAAAAUUAACUUAAAUUUUGAGUCACAGCAGCAUGUGGUUAUUGUAGUGGCCUGUGUCAGGGAUUUAUAAAAUAGAGUAAAACAUGAAUUGUGUUUGGGGCAAGUGAUACGGUGAAGAAUACAAUGCAUGAAUGAGAAAUGCAAAAAUUAGAGUGUAAGAAUUGAUACAGGGGAAUAAUGUAGUAUAUGUACAACACAUACAUAUAUCUUUAGUGUGUACAUGAGGAGUUUAUUAAAAUUAUAAACAUGUAACAUGAAAUUUAUGGCAAAAUGAAUGAACACAUUUACAGCCAGUCUCUGAAAUCUUAUGUGUAUACAGGAAGUAAAUGUAUAGAUGUCUAAAAGGUGGCAGAUGAAGGCAUGUUCUGCAAAAAGACGUUAAUUAAACCAGAAAAAAAGUCCAAAACUCUUCUUCCAGAGUGAAAUAUCGUUUUAACAUUGCACACCAGUUUUACACAGUUCCUCGUUUCUGUGAAAAAUAUGAAGCAACGUAAACAGACUGUUUGCAUCUACAUGAAAUCCCGCCGACUGCAGAAGAUAUUUUAUUGUGAUGAUGAAUACUGCUGAGUAAGACAUUCUUCACCUGACACACUGAAUAUUGACGUGUUGUGAAAUAAAAGUUCUAUGAAGGAAAUCUCUGUCCACUUUUGCUCUGUAUGUUUAUGAGUCUGUCGAAGCCCAUUACAGCCUCAGUUCCCCAUGUCUUCAAAGCCACCAGACUCCACUGACGAAAAACAUCAUUUUGGUAGCUGAACACUGGAUUUACUGGCCUACUGCUGCCUCAAUCAGUUAGUUAAUUUGUGUUAUUGUGUGACUUUUUUGAAUUCAAGCUAAACCCUUUCUUUCUUUAUUUAUUGGUAAAGAUUUGUGUUUAUUUACAGAUGUUAAAAUUUCAGUGCAGGAGCAGUCCCAAAAAUGUGUCAGAUUUCCAUUUGUGCAUUUGAAAAUAUUAUUUUAAAAGGACAAAGAUACUUAUCCAAAAACAUUGAGAAGGAGAGGAUGUACUAGAACUAAACCUUAGGACAUUUUGACGUACAAACAUAUUAAUAAAUUCAAGAAUGGAUCAGAAAUGAUCAAAAACAGGAAGUUGUUCAGCAUCAACCCAAUGUUCUCAAUGGAGUCUGGCUUGAAAGAGAGCGAUAUUACAGCUUCAGUUCCCUGUAGAAAUCGCUAUCUGACGGCAAGAUAAAGCAGUGGAAAUAUUCUAAAUAUAGCGCACCCUUAAACUGAUAUCGACUUUUUCAGGUGGCUAGCAUUUGUUUCACUGCUGACCCCUCCACAGCAGUACAUUGAUUAGCUUCCAUGUCGGACUCCAGCCUGCUUCUCCAAACUGGAGGAGUGCCGACUGACUUUACUGAAUGUAAUACAUUGACUAUGGGUAAGUACCCCAUACAACCCCACUUCAAAAGAUCUAAACGGUCCUUUUAAAAUACAUCUUACUGAAUACUCCUGUCUCAUAUUGUAACUGUAGCAGCUGGGUCCCCAUGCAGUACUGCUCCACAUUCUGUUCCACUACCGUUCUUACUCAUGCAAGCAGAAUAAUGCUGGUACGUAACAAGGAAUUCAUAUUUACAUGGUGUUAAUCUGAUUCCAGCUUUGUUGAGUUAAUCCUCUUCUGAAAGAUCAGGGUUGUGCUGAAGCUUAGUUUCAAAACUCUCACGAGCUGCUGUGGAAAAUCAGAAAUCUUAACGCCAGGUUGUGUUCUUACAGAAAAAGUAUUUAUUUCCCAUUUGUGUGUGUUUUUAGAUGUUUGUCUGAGUCUUUCAUGUAGACUUACUGAAAACUGAAGUUGAUGUAAUGUUAAGGUUUACU